AUGCCACCAGACCAAGGCGCGAAAUUCCACCACGCGUACUGCGCUUUCCCCGACCACGACACCGCCGCUCUAAGCUCGCCACCACAUGCAGUUCACCCAGCAAUAGCAGCGCGCAGCACCCACGAAACAGACGACGCCCAUCGGAUACAGGCCAACGCCUCGGCCGAGCUGCCCCUGCGCCCGCCGUUUGCCGUACUCUCAGGUCGCGAAGAGCAAGAUGACGAGAGCAUACCGUCUCCGGGAUGGGAUAUAUUUCGGCGCGCAGCAUCCGCCAUCGCCUCCUUCGAGAGGCGACAAUGGGCCUGUCCGAGCGGGACACGCAGCUGUUCCUCAAUCGGAUACCCCAACAGCUGCUGCGGCGAGAGCGAGACAUGCAUGGAGGUGCCCGACACGGGCCUGGGGCCGGUGGGCUGCUGUCCGUCCGGCGCGACAUGCGGAGGCGGGAUAUCCGGCUGCGCAGACGGGAGCACGGCUUGCGGGAGUGAACUCGGCGGCGGGUGCUGCAUCCCGGGGUUUGUCUGCCAGGGCGUCGGCUGCGUCCGCUCUUCCCCCUCCGCUGAACCCCCCACCCUCACAACCCUCACGACAACCUCAACAAGCAUCAUCUCCCUCCCCACCCCCUCCACAAUCCUCGUCACGGUAGUCAUCACCAUCACCCCGUCUACCACCCCACAACCCAUAACCUCCACCACCACCAGCACCAUAACCGCUUCCACGUCGUCAGGAAGCGGAGCAGGCGCCCCAUUCCGCCCAACCUCCUCCUCUGAUUCACCCGACAACACAAACACAAACACAAACACAAACAGCCCGAGUCUAUCAUCAUCGUCAUCGUCAUCGUACUGCCCAACGGGCUUCUACCCCUGCCUCGCGCGCGCAGGCGGAGGGUGUUGCCAGACGGGGCGGGACUGCGCCACGACGACGUGCCCGCCGCCGCCGACGCCGACGACGCAGAUGACGACGGUUGUGGACGGGAAUGGCGUGACGGUCGUUGUGCCUGUUGGGUCGGGUGGAGGGGAGACUACGGCGGUGGAUGGUGGUGGUGGCUGUGCGGGCGGGUGGUACUUGUGUGGUUCUGAGGGUGGGGACGUGGCGGGGUGUUGUCCGACGGGCUAUGAGUGUGGGACGGCGAGUUGUUUUGCUGUUGUUAGUGGGACUAGGACGGGGAUUGGAGGGGUGGCGGCUAGUGUGGCGAAGGGGUUGGCUGGUCAUAAUGGGGGGGGAAGGGUUGGGGUGGUGGGUGUGUGGUGGGUGGUGGUGGUGGAGGUUGGAGGGGUGUUGGCUGGGUUGAUAUAA
Messenger RNA from Parathielavia appendiculata, 1293 nucleotides. RefSeq lists its product as uncharacterized. The record is from RefSeq and is a predicted model, not a curated record. The transcript has 2 exons. Bases 1 to 1293 code for a protein of 430 amino acids. NCBI's taxonomy places the organism in Eukaryota, Fungi, Ascomycota, Sordariomycetes, Sordariales, Chaetomiaceae.